AUGUGUGUCGCCUUCUUUACGCUGGAACACCAUGACUACGCCCUUAUCCUGUGCAGCAAUCGCGACGAAUAUCUGUCCCGGCCCACGGAGUUUGCACAUUUUCAUUCAUUCGAAACACAGGGUCAUCUGCGCCACGGAAUAUUACAAGAUCAACAACCAGGACAGUGUCCGACACAGCACUCGCAAUACAGUGACACCGUUGUGUUAUCGGGCAUUGAUGUCCAAGCCGGUGGUACCUGGCUUGGCCUUGCGAAGACAGGAAAAUUAGCCCUGCUGACUAACAUCACCGAAGACACAGCCCUCAAGUUUCCCCAGUCAAGGGGUCAUCUUGUAGCCUCGUUCUUGGCAAACCCGCCGUCGUCCCUGACCGAUCUGACGGAUAUAGAACAAUAUCUUCGCGGGCUUGUUGGUCCUUUCGACUUGACAGACGAAGGAGGAGCGCGUUAUGCAGGGUUCAACUUGCUUCUUCUCUCCCCUCGAGUCACCUGUUCUUCAGCUUCGCCGUCCCCGCUCAUCUCCUAUGAAGCCUACCUUGCUACGAACCGUGGCGCCAGUGGUCAGAUUACUUAUCGUCCCCUGACUCAUGUCGAGAGGCAAUAUGGCGGGCUGUCUAACGGGUCAGAUGGGUAUGGUGGAAAGGAAUGGAUCAAAGUGAAAAAGGGGUUGGAAAUAUUACGGACGGUCGUGAAGGGCCCGGACCAUUCGGAGGAUAAGAUAAUUGAGGAGUUGUUUGAGCUCCUUACUUGGACGUCCCCCACACCCCCGACUUCCCGCGCCGAACUAUGCAACACAAUCCAGGUCGAUCCUAUCCUUUUCCGUCCUGGUAACAUCGGCGCUGGAUACUACGCAACAAGGCUCGCCACGGUGAUACUGGUGAAGCGGACAGGUGAGGUUGUGUUCAUCGAGCGAGAUCGAUGGAUGUUGCCGGACGAAGCCAAAUCAAAUGCGGAAAGGAAGCAAGGCAGUGAAUGGAGCGGGGAUAGGAGUAGGCAGGGAGAGGAAAGAGGGGAAAGGAAGCCUGUUCUUGCGUCGACCUUGUCCUCGGCGACGCAACGUGUGUACAGGUUCAAGUUGGAUAUGUAA
This is a messenger RNA of Pisolithus orientalis, 1083 nucleotides long. Its product is annotated as NRDE protein-domain-containing protein. The record is from RefSeq and is a predicted model, not a curated record. Gene Ontology annotation, biological process: protein secretion; Golgi organization. Gene Ontology annotation, cellular component: Golgi apparatus. Bases 1 to 1083 code for a protein of 360 amino acids. The transcript is spliced from 7 exons. Lineage: Eukaryota; Fungi; Basidiomycota; Agaricomycetes; Boletales; Pisolithaceae.